Molecule: messenger RNA, 4456 nt
Organism: Suricata suricatta (meerkat)
Lineage: Eukaryota; Metazoa; Chordata; Mammalia; Carnivora; Herpestidae
Gene: PLA2G4F
Product: phospholipase A2 group IVF
Exons: 21
Coding region: 185-2875 (896 amino acids)
Biological process (GO): glycerophospholipid catabolic process
Cellular component (GO): cytosol
Molecular function (GO): calcium ion binding; calcium-dependent phospholipid binding
Source: RefSeq, a predicted model, not a curated record
UCUAUUUUCCUUGAGCAGUCCAAUAGUAACCAGAGGCUGGGUUUGGGAACCAGACUCCAGGUUCCUCAUCUUGGAGAGGGACUGAAGUGCCUCCUUGCCUGAGGGAAUUGGGCCCCAGUCACUUCCUGGAGCACAUCAAACUCCACCUCCAGCCCCAGCAGGCCACUCAACCCUGAGGCCUCCCAUGAGCAGCCAGCUCCACCCUCCCCACCUUGGUGGUACCGUCAGACCUGAGCUAGCAGUGAGUGUAGUCAGAGCAGAGCAGAGUGGCUCUGGAAAGCAGGCAGGGCUUUCUGCUAAGAACUGGGGCUGCCUGGCCAUGCUCUGGGCGCUCUUUCCAAGGAGGCUGGCAGGCAAGGGGCUGCCCCUCCUCGGGGCAGUGCUGCUGCGGAAGAGAGAGAAGAGGGGACCUCAGUGGAGGCAAUGGCGGCGGGAAACCCACCCAUACUAUGACCUCCAGGUGAAGGUGCUGAGGGCCAGAAAUAUCCAGGGCACAGAUCUGUUGUCCAAAGCUGACUGCUACGUGGAACUGUGCCUGCCCACUGCAUCCCCUAGCCCUGCUCAGACAAGGAUGGUGGCUAACUGCAGUGACCCUGAGUGGAACGAGACCUUCCACUACCAGAUCCAUGAUGCAGUGAAGAACGUCCUGGAGCUCACCCUCUGUGAUAAGGACAUCCUGGGCAGUGACCAGCUCUCCCUGCUACUCUUUGACCUGAGGAGCCUCAAGCCUGGCCAACUCUACAGACACGUCUUCCCACUCAACCACCAGGAUUCACAGGAGCUGCAGGUGGAAUUUGUUCUGGAGAACAGCCAGAUUCCUGCAUCUGAAAUCAUCACCAACGGGGUCCUGGUGGCUCAGCCCUGUCUGAGAAUCCAGGGGACCCUCAGGGAAGACGAGACAGCCCCACAUGGAGAGUAUGGCUCUAGGCGGAUUCAGCUCACAGUGCUCGGGGCCUACGAGAAGCCACAGUCCUUGCCCCUGCAAACUCCCACGGAGGGAGGCCUCCCAGCUACCUUCACCUUUCACGUGAACCCCGUGAUCAGCUCCAGGCUGGAUGUGGAGCUGAGGGAGAAGCUCACGGUCCUGCAAAGUGGUCCAAGUGCCGAGCUGGAGGCCCAAACCAGCAAGCUGGGAGAGGGGGGCAUCCUGCUCUCCUCUCUGGCCCUAGGCCAAGAGGAACAGCACAUUGUGGCCCUAGGGGAGGGUCAGGAGGUGGUUCUGAAUAUGAAGGCAGAAAUGAGCUCUGGAGACCUUGACCUGCGUCUUGGUUUUGGCCUGUGUGAUGGGGAACGGGAGUUUCUGGACAAGAGGAAGCAGAUCGUGUCCAAGGCCCUGCAGCAGGUGCUAGGAUUGAGCCAGCCUCCUGACAGUGACCAGGUGCCUGUGGUGGCCGUGCUGGGUUCAGGAGGUGGAACCCGGGCCAUGUCUUCCCUGUAUGGCAGCCUGGCAGGGCUGCAGGAACUUGGCCUCCUGGACACUGUGACCUACUUGAGUGGGGUCUCUGGGUCUACCUGGUGUAUCUCCACACUCUACAAGGACCCAGCCUGGUCCCAGGUGGCCUUGCAGGGCCCCAUUGAGCGUGCCCAGGCUCGGGUCUGCAGCAGUAAGAUGGGGGCAAUGUCCACGGAGCGCCUACAAUACUAUGCCCAGGAACUGGGCAGCCUGGAAAACAUUGGCCACAGGGUUUCCCUCAUCAACCUCUGGGGUCUCCUCAUUGAGUAUUUCCUCUACCAGGAGAAAAACCCUGCCAAGCUGUCUGACCAGCAGGAGGCCAUCAGCCAGGGGCAGAACCCUUACCCUAUCUACGCCAGCAUCAACGUCCACACCAAUAUCAGCGGGGAAGACUUUGCAGAGUGGUGUGAGUUCACCCCCCAUGAGAUCGGCCUCCCCAAGUAUGGGGCUUAUGUUCCCACUGAGCUCUUUGGCUCUGAGUUCUUCAUGGGACGUCUGCUGCAGCCCCGGCCUGAGCCCCGGAUCUGCUACCUGCAGGGUGUGUGGGGCAGCGCCUUUGCAGCCAGCCUGGAUGAGAUCUUCCUGAAGACAGCUGGCUCAGGCCUCAGCUUCCUAGACUGUUACAGAGGGAGUGUAAACAUCACAGGUGCAGAUGACUGCCGGAAGCUCCAGCUGCACGAUCCCGCGAGUCUGCGGACCAGGCUCUUCACCCCCCAGGGGCCCUUCUCUCAGGCCGUGCUGGAUAUCUUCACCUCCCGCUUCACCUCCGCGGAGAACUUUAACUUCACCAGGGGCCUCUGCCUGCACAAAGACUAUGUGGCUGGCCGGGAGUUUGUAGCCUGGAAAGAUAUGCACCCUGACGCCUUCCCCAACCAGCUCACUCCCAUGCGGGACUGCCUGUACCUGGUGGAUGGGGGCUUUGCCAUCAACUCUCCGUUCCCACUCAGCCUGCUGCCCCAGAGAGCGGUGGACCUCAUUCUGUCCUUUGACUACUCCCUGGAGGCCCCUUUCGAGGUCUUACAGAUGACAGAGAAGUACUGCCUGGACCGAGGCAUCCCCUUCCCAAGUAUCGAAGUGCUCCCUGAGGAUUUGGAGGAACCCCGUGAGUGUUACCUGUUCACCAAGGCCAAGGACCCGCGCUCUCCCAUCGUGUUGCACUUCCCCCUCGUCAACCGUACCUUCCGCACACACCUGGCCCCAGGUGUGGAGAGACAAACAGCUGAGGAGAAGGCCUACGGGGACUUUGUGGUCAAUGGCGCAGACACUCCAUAUGGCAUGAUGAACUUCACCUAUGAGCCUGAGGAGUUUGAGCGGCUGGUGGCUCUGAGUCGAUACAAUGUUCUGAACAAUGUGGAGACCCUGAGGCAUGCCCUCCGGCUGGCUCUGGAGCGACAGCAGGCUGGGGACAGGGCUGGAGGCUGAGCCUGGGUCAGAGUCGGAAGGCUGUGAGAGACAGGAGCGACUGUGGUCUCCAGACCGGGGCUUGCAAAUGACCGGCCUCCUGGAUCCAGUGCUCAGUGCUAUCAAGAAUAAAGUGAGACCUCCUGGGUUGCCAGUCUGGAUCAGUAACUCCAUCCUCCUGCCUGCCGACUCCCCUUCACCUCUGGCUUUCCUUGCCCCCUCACCUUACUGCUCACCAUCCUUCUCUGCCCAGCCUCCUGAAGGCUGAGGGAUGGUAUCCUGGCUGGUAGGUGUGCUCAUGUUUCCCUGCUAAUUACUAAUGCUUUACUCUUUAGACUUGGGUCACACUCUCUUGUCAGGUGUACAACUGCCCCCUCCUACAAAUAGUCUCGCCAAAUAGAAGCUCAAUGGGUAUGUCUAGAGCAUGCGUUUGUGGAUCAGAGAGCAGAGUGAGUGUGUGCCUGCAUGGCUGUGCAUGUCGCUCGUGAGGGCAGGGCUGGCAAGCACCUGUCUGUGGGUCAGGGAUCGGCAGUGGUAGAGAGGCCUGCUUGGGAACUUGGAGGCAUGGGUUUCUGCUUCUUUCACAGACGCAUGAUAUGAUCUGGGCAAACUGCCCUUCUCUCUCCCUGUUUUUCAUUUCUGCUGACCCACCUGGGAUCUUCUUAAUAGCUAAAGUCUCUUCAACAUGAGCAGGUUCCAGGUCUUUGGAAAGGGGGGUCCACCCUGACUAGACAUGAUCUGGGCAUCCUGUGACCAUCCGCCUCUGCAGCCUCGUUCUUCCCAUCUCCACCCCGCCCAGUGCUGAGCUGCCUGGGAGCCUUCAGUGGCCCUGGUGCCAUACUCACUUGGACCUUGGACACUUGCUCCUCCCACCCUCUCUUCCAGGAGUGCUUCCUUGGGCCACAGCCUUCCCCCUACACCCUCUCCAGGACCAAAGUCACAAUUCCUUUUUCGGUCAGGGACACCUAUGCAAGGAAGCCUCACGCAUCUCAACUCUGGGAAGAAAGCCCUUGUUCUGGCUCCUAGCUGGGAGAAAGGUGGUCCCAGCCUGGCCUGGUCUGGGACCCCCAGGCCUCCAGCUGGACAUGAGCAGGGAGGGCUGAAGGAGCUGGACCUCAGAAGGGCCAGUGCUUUUGGCUGGCAUGGGUAGGGGACAGUUUUGUUCUCUUACCUUCCAACCAUUGCUGCCCAUCAUCAUAGAUCACCACCACUGUCUCUUGGCUCAGCAAUGAGAGGUUUCCUCUUGGGUAGCCUCAGGCUGGCCCCUGAGCUCCUGCUAUGGCCACUUAUCAUCACCACCCCUGUGCUGGCAUCAUUAGUACUUAUUAAGACCUCCAUAGAGUUCAUUACUUAGAACUUUGUAGAUUUCUUAGAACUUGGAACUCAGAGAGUUCUGAGUUCUUAGAUCCUCAUGGAGCUCAAAACUUAGAAUCUUCAGUUUGUCUUCAAUGCCUCAUAUAGCCACGGGCUGUCUCUGGCUCCUGAAAAGUAAAGCCCUUGAGGGUAGACAUUUUUUUGUCUGUAUUGUUUGCUGCUAUAUCUCCAGUGUUAAAAGCAGUGGCUGGCAGAUAGUAGAUGUACAAUAAAUAUUUGACAAAUAAG